GCCUACGCUAUCACCGUAUCGCAGCAACAAUGGCGCCCGCUUCGCUUCUGGAUUUGAUUUCCGCGCUGCCCACCAGCGAAAGCUGGGGCCCUCCGGUCUCCAGCGAAACCAUGCUCGAGGGCGUUCCUUAUGCGCCUUACUCGAAAGCCGACAGGCUGGGGCGUAUGGCCGACUGGACCGAGGGCAAGGACCGUGAGGGUCGCGGUGGUCGCCAGCAGUACGGCAACAGAGCCUACAGAGAUCAGCAGGUUUACGGCGCCUCGCAAGCCAGCAACCCCUUCGCGAUCCAGGCCGCCGAGGAGGAAGCUACCUUCUCCGUCGUCGACAACACCCGUACUUCUACUAGGACCCGGGGCUUUGGCCGCGGCGGUGGAACCGUCUUCCGUGGCCGCGGACAGCGUGGCGGCGCAGCCCAGCGCGGUGGCAGGGGAACCUUCCAACGUGUUGGCGGUAGGCCCCAGCAGGGCGGUUACGACAGCCGUGGUGGACGUGGUGGCCGCGGUGGUAGGCGUUUCGGUUGGAGGGACGACAAACCGCAGCGCAACCGGGAUGCUUCCGUUCAAGUCAAGCCGGACUGGUCGGUUCUGGAGGAGAUUGACUUUGCGCGUCUCUCCAAGCUUAACCUCGAGACCCCCGAUGGAGAGGACCUCGACAACUACGGCUUCCUCUACUACUACGACCGUACCUACGACAAGGCGCCCGGUGCCGUUACCUCGCAGAAGAAGCUCAACGUUCUCGACCGCGCGGCCUACAAUGUCUCUACGUCGAGCGAUCCUAUCAUUCAGGAGCUUGCCGAGAAGGACGAGGCUACUGUUUUCGCUACCGACAGCAUCCUGUCCCUCCUCAUGUGCGCGCCCAAGUCCGUAUACCCCUGGGACUUGGUGUUCACUCGCCGCCGCAAGCAGGUCUUCAUUGACAAGCGCGAGAACUCCAACAUUGACAUGGUCACCGUCAACGAGAACGCGACUGACGCGCCGCUGGAGACUUCUGAGGGCAACAAGGACGUCAUCAACAACCCCAACGCUCUCAUGAUGGAGGCUACCCACAUCAACAACGUCUUCCCUCUCCAGGUCGUCACCGAGUCCCAGUCUGCCAAGCGCGACAUGCCCCACGCCCACCCCUUCUACAACGAGGAGGAGGAGACCGACCCGCCCGCGUCCAAGGCCUACAGGUACCGCCGUUUCGACCUCUCGCUCGAGCGCGAUGAGGAGCCCCUCCACCUGGUUGUCCGUACGGAGCUUGACGCCGUUGUCAAGAACAACAUCAACGGCGAGGACCAGUUCCUGACGAUCAAGGCCCUGAACGAGUUCGACAACAAGGCCCAAGGCAGCGGUGGUGCUCUUGACUGGCGCACCAAGCUUGCCAGCCAGCGUGGUGCUGUUCUUGCCACUGAGAUGAAGAACAACUCUUGCAAGCUGGCUCGCUGGACUGUCCAGUCCAUCCUCGCCAAGGCCGAUACUAUGAAGCUUGGUUUCGUCUCUCGUUCCAACCCUAGGAACAACAACGACCACGUCAUCCUGGGUGUUCUCAGCAACAAGCCUCGCGAGUUUGCUACCCAGAUGACGCUCAACCUGGGCAACGGCUGGGGUAUCGUCCGCACCAUUGUCGAUAUGCUGCUCAAGGAGCCCGAGGGCAAGUACGUCCUCGUCAAGGACCCCAACAAGCCCGUUCUGCGCUUGUACCAGGUCCCGGAGAACACCUUCGAGGAGGAGAACGAGGCUGAGGCCGUGGGUGACAACGAGGAUGAGGAAUAGAUGUGAGGGUUGAUUAGCGAUAUGCUCUACGACAUGGUUAUGGAAUCUUGAGCGAGGUAUAAGACUUCGGAUACCUGGCUCACAAAAGCAAUGAGAUAAUUCUGUUUAGAUUUCAGUUCCGGAUGUAGUGACAGUCAAUUGAGGGAUACCCAAGGGGAAUAGCGUUUGGAGAUGACUAGACAGCUAUGAUUUCAUUGGGUAGAGUGCCUUCCG
Aplosporella prunicola CBS 121167 is the source of this 1967-nucleotide messenger RNA. RefSeq lists its product as uncharacterized. Gene Ontology annotation, biological process: translational initiation. The transcript is spliced from 3 exons. NCBI's taxonomy places the organism in Eukaryota, Fungi, Ascomycota, Dothideomycetes, Botryosphaeriales, Aplosporellaceae. Bases 30 to 1754 code for a protein of 574 amino acids. Gene Ontology annotation, cellular component: eukaryotic translation initiation factor 3 complex; cytoplasm. The record is from RefSeq and is a predicted model, not a curated record. Gene Ontology annotation, molecular function: translation initiation factor activity.